Molecule: messenger RNA, 513 nt
Organism: Darwinula stevensoni
Lineage: Eukaryota; Metazoa; Arthropoda; Ostracoda; Podocopida; Darwinulidae
Source: the annotation of a GenBank genome assembly
AUGGACAAGUUGGGUCGGUUCGUGGGUCUCCCGGGAGUGUUCCUAGCGAGCCUCUUCGCUGCCUCUCUCAGUACAUUGUCUUCCGGAAUGAACUCGGUGGCAGCCGUCAUCCUCGAAGCCGUCCGUGAGACCCAAUUCGGGAAACACCUCAGUGACCACAGAACAGCGACGUAUACGAAGCUCAUCGCAACCGGGAGUGGAGUAGUGACGAUGGCCCUGGCCUUUGUGGUCGGUCGAACGGGCGGCGGAAUCUUGCAGAUGGUCGUGAUCGUCACUUCAAUAACCGCAGGACCAACCCUGUGCCUCUUUCUCACGGCGGUUCUCUGUCCAUUCGUCAACAAACACGGAGCAAUUGCCGGCGUGAUGGCAUCGUUGGCGACGACGUCUUGGCUCGGUUUUGGAUCAUACAUAGCCGGAGUUCCAGGUCCGACCCCAUUGCAUUCGUCCGUGGACCGAUGCCCCUUCAACGUGUCCGUGACGCCGCCUCCACCCCCACCCGAUCUGGACAAGUGA